CGCCGCCCCGAGCCGGGAGCGCGGCCGGAGCGAGGCACGGGCUGUGGGGCCUUAGCGCACCCGGCCCCGCUCGCCCGUGCCCGCCCGCCAUGCCCGGCUUCGACUACAAGUUCCUGGAGAAGCCCAAGCGGCGGCUGCUCUGCCCGCUGUGCGGGAAGCCCAUGCGCGAGCCCGUGCAGGUUUCUACCUGCGGCCACCGCUUCUGCGACACCUGCCUGCAGGAGUUCCUCAGUGAAGGAGUCUUCAAGUGCCCGGAGGACCAGCUUCCUCUGGACUAUGCCAAGAUCUACCCGGACCCAGAGCUGGAGGUGCAGGUAUUGGGCCUGUCCAUUCGCUGCAUCCAUAGCGAGGAGGGCUGCCGCUGGAAUGGCCCCCUUCGGCACCUGCAGGGCCACCUGAGUACCUGCAGCUUCAACGUGGUGCCCUGCCCCAACCGCUGCCCGGCCAAGCUGAGCCGCCGCGACCUGCCUGCGCAUCUGCAGCACGACUGCCCCAAGCGGCGGCUCAAGUGCGAGUUCUGCGGCUGCGACUUCAGCGGGGAGGCCUUCGAGGUGGGUGGGGCCCCGGGGGGCGGAGGGGCGCCCGGUCCGAGGAGCCCUGAAGACUCAGUGCGGCCCCCCGCCCCCGCGCUUCCACAGAGCCACGAGGGCGUGUGCCCGCAGGAGAGCGUGUACUGUGAGAACAAGUGUGGUGCCCGCAUGAUGCGGCGGCUGCUGACCCAGCAUGCCACCUCCGAGUGCCCCAAGCGCACCCAGCCUUGCACUUACUGCACCAAGGAGUUCGUCUUCGACACCAUCCAGAGUCACCAGUACCAGUGCCCGAGGCUGCCUGUGCCGUGCCCCAACCAGUGUGGCGUGGGCACCGUGGCUCGGGAGGACCUGCCGGGCCACCUGAAGGACAGCUGCAGCACCGCCCUGGUGCUGUGCCCGUUCAAAGACUCCGGCUGCAAGCACAGGUGCCCUAAGCUGGCGAUGGCACGGCACGUGGAGGAGAGCGUGAAGCCGCAUCUGGCCAUGAUGUGUGCCCUGGUGAGCCGGCAGCGGCAGGAGCUGCAGGAGCUGCGGAGAGAGCUGGAGGAGCUGUCGGUGGGCAGUGAUGGCGUGCUCAUCUGGAAGAUUGGCAGCUACGGGCGCCGGCUCCAGGAGGCCAAGGCCAAGCCCAACCUCGAGUGCUUCAGUCCCGCCUUCUACACGCACAAGUACGGCUACAAGCUGCAGGUGUCUGCGUUCCUCAACGGCAAUGGCAGCGGUGAGGGCACCCACCUCUCGCUCUACAUUCGCGUGCUGCCGGGUGCCUUUGACAAUCUCCUCGAAUGGCCCUUCGCCCGCCGCGUGACCUUCUCCCUACUGGAUCAGAGUGACCCUGGGCUGGCUAAGCCACAGCAUGUCACUGAGACUUUUCACCCUGACCCAAACUGGAAGAAUUUCCAAAAACCAGGCACUUGGCGGGGCUCCCUGGAUGAGAGUUCUCUGGGCUUUGGUUACCCCAAGUUCAUCUCCCACCAGGAUAUCCGCAAGCGAAACUAUGUGCGGGAUGAUGCGGUCUUCAUCCGUGCCUCUGUUGAAUUGCCCCGGAAGAUCCUCAGCUGAGAGCAAGCCAAGCGGCAGAAGAAAGGGGGAGGGCAAUGACCUCCAUCGGGCAUGGCUGAGCCUGGAGAGGGGGCCGGACCCCCUUACAGCCGCUGCUGCCGAGGCUCUGGUACCCUGCUCCCCCUCCCUCCUUCCCCACCACCCUCAGGUGCCUCCUAUUGGUGCUUCAGCCCUGACCUCUGGGAAGAGCAGGUCUUAGGGUCAUCAAGGGCUUGGAAACGAGCGAGCCCCAGACCUGUCUCCUGGACAGGGCAGACACGCCUUGGUGCCGGCUACACUCUUCCCGGACCGAGGUGCCUGCUGGUGCUAUGUCCCAAGAGCCAUAGGGGGGAGGGGGAGGUGGGAAACUGAGGGGGUAGUUAAAAGAAUCUUGUCUUGAGAUCUGAUUUCUCUUAUCCUUUCCCCAGCUGUGUCCCCUCUGGUUAUUUAUUUACUUAGUGCCAGGAGGGCACAGCAGGGAGCCCUGAUUUUUAAUAAAUCCUGAAUUGUAUUUAUUAA
Molecule: messenger RNA, 2087 nt
Organism: Odocoileus virginianus texanus
Lineage: Eukaryota; Metazoa; Chordata; Mammalia; Artiodactyla; Cervidae
Source: RefSeq, a predicted model, not a curated record